Nanorana parkeri is the source of this 871-nucleotide messenger RNA. RefSeq names its product cytochrome c oxidase assembly factor 7. The record is from RefSeq and is a predicted model, not a curated record. NCBI's taxonomy places the organism in Eukaryota, Metazoa, Chordata, Amphibia, Anura, Dicroglossidae. The transcript is spliced from 3 exons. Gene Ontology annotation, cellular component: mitochondrial intermembrane space. The coding region runs from base 58 to 750 and encodes 230 amino acids. Gene Ontology annotation, molecular function: protein binding.
UUAAGGAGGAAGGCGGGGCUUAGAGGUCAAUGUGACCGACCGGUACAUGUGGCUGUCAUGGCUGGGCUGGUGGACUUCAAGAACGAGGAGGAGGUGAAGGGGUUCCUGGACAAUCUGGGUAUAGAGUAUUCCUAUGCGUGCUACAAGGAGAAGCAGCCUGAUGGCUGCCAUCGUUUAGCUGACUACUUGGAAAACAUUAAGAAAGACUUUGCAGCAGCUGCAAAAGUGCUGAAACAGAAUUGUGAAGAGAACGGGCACAGCGAGAGCUGUUAUAAGCUGGGCGCUUAUCACAUAACUGGGAAAGGGGGAGUACCGUUGGAUCUGAAAGCUGCUUAUAACUGCUUCCUAAAAUCCUGCAACAAGGGAGGGAGGAAAUCCUUAGACGCCUGCCAUAAUGUCGGCUUGCUAUUACAGGACGGUCAUGUGAAUGAUAAGAAACCUGACCCCGUUGCUGCCCGAGACUAUUACACAAAGGCCUGCGAUGGCAAAUUCUCUGCAAGCUGCUUUAACUUGAGUGCAAUGUACUUGGAAGGAUCUCCUGAGCUACCCAAGGACAUGAGCAAAGCCCUGUGCUACUCCGAGAGAGCCUGUGACCUGGGGCACAUAUGGGCAUGUGCCAACGCCAGCCGAAUUUACAAACUGGGGGAUGGGGUCAGUAAAGACGGCGCCAAAGCAGAAACCUUGAAAAACCGCGCAAAAGAACUAUACAGAAUGCAGAAGGAAGCUGAGCAGAUAACCUUUGGAGAAUGAAGGACAUAGAAAAGGAUUUUUAUAUAAGAUGUAUAGCUCCUUCUCAAUGUACGAACUGAGUUUAGUACAUCCAAGAGAUUGAUAAUGUAAUGUGUUAAACGUGUUCUCAUCUCAGUCUUUC